AUGGCUGAAGCUCCUCAAGUGAUCGCGCACCGGACUCGAAGGCGCCGUUCUAGGGCAUCGAGUGAGUACCUCGGAGUCCGUAGAAGGCCGUGGGGCCGAUACGCAGCGGAGAUCAGGAACCCUUACACCAAAGAGAGGCACUGGCUAGGGACCUUCGACACCGCUGAGGAGGCGGCAGUUGCCUACGAUGUGACGGCGAUAUCCUUCAGCGGCCCUGCACGGGCGCGGACUAACUUCUACUACCCCUUCUUCGCUCCUCCCCCGCCCCCUCCUCCUCCGCCUCCCCCACCUCCGUCCCCUUCGUCCGUAGAGAGCGAAGACUAUUUGUCGGAGAUAACUGCUACUGACGAUGACGAUUCGCUGACCAUCGCCGCCAUCCUGCAGAGUUUCCGCCAUUCGACCAAUCUUUCUUCUUCCUCAUCUCUUCUCUACUGA
This is a messenger RNA of Ananas comosus (pineapple), 435 nucleotides long. RefSeq names its product ethylene-responsive transcription factor LEP-like. The transcript has a single exon. Gene Ontology annotation, biological process: regulation of DNA-templated transcription. Lineage: Eukaryota; Viridiplantae; Streptophyta; Magnoliopsida; Poales; Bromeliaceae. Bases 1 to 435 code for a protein of 144 amino acids. Gene Ontology annotation, molecular function: DNA-binding transcription factor activity; DNA binding. The record is from RefSeq and is a predicted model, not a curated record.